AUGAAAGGUAUUCGUAGUGAGACGGCCAUAGACAGUGACAGGUCUAGUCUGGACGUUAAGCCAGUUGCAAACAAUGACAGCAAUGAAGAAAACAGAAGUGACGUAUUGUCUGAUGGUCUAAUGGAUUCUUCUCUGAUUAAGCAGAAUGUGGCUGAAAAAACCAACUCUAGUGAUAUUGAUUUGGAGGAAGUUUAUGACUACAUAAGAGUAGGUGUUCAUGCUGUGCCUUCUCUGAGCAACCUCCAUAUCCAUAUCAUAUCAAAAGAUAUGUGCUCGCAGAGGAUGAAGAAUGCUAAACAUUACAACUCAUUUAGCACGAGUUUUUUUGUUGAUUUUGAUGAUAUUCCAAAUCUCGAUCCCUUUGACAAGAGAUACAACUCUGCUUAUAUGACUAACUUGGUUGGAAAGAAAUCACUUGUUUGCUGCUGGUGUCAGAAGGAUUUCGGCCGGUCUUUUAAAGCGUUAAAAGAACACUUGUCUGCCGAAUACAAUAAGAGAUUCGACCCGUUGUAA
Sugiyamaella lignohabitans is the source of this 513-nucleotide messenger RNA. RefSeq names its product Hnt3p (gene HNT3). The record is from RefSeq and is a predicted model, not a curated record. Gene Ontology annotation, biological process: single strand break repair; double-strand break repair. The coding region runs from base 1 to 513 and encodes 170 amino acids. Gene Ontology annotation, cellular component: nucleus. NCBI's taxonomy places the organism in Eukaryota, Fungi, Ascomycota, Dipodascomycetes, Dipodascales, Trichomonascaceae. Gene Ontology annotation, molecular function: single-stranded DNA binding; double-stranded RNA binding; DNA 5'-adenosine monophosphate hydrolase activity. The transcript has a single exon.